AGACUGCAGCUUGCUCUCCAGGCCUACAAUACCGGACAGUUUCAGAGCUAUCGGGCUGCUGCUGCUGCAUUCAACGUUAACCAACGCAGGCUCUCUGAACGCGCUAGCAAUACUCCAUUUCAACUCAACGUACGCGCAAACUGCCAGAAGCUUACUACAACUAAAGAGCAGAUAAUUAUAGGCAUAAUAGGGUUAAUAAAGGUUGUCACAGGCGCUAAGAGACGCGCUCGACCUGAGCUUGUUCAGCCAGGCGAUCAGGAGUGGGUUACAGUUAUACAGAGCAUCUGCGCUGCUGGAUAUGCGACCCUGCCUUUCAUCAUCUACAAAGGACGCAUCCACAUCUCUGCCUGGUACGAGGAGACAGAUAUACCACACAAUUAGAAGCUCUCUGUCUCUGAGAAUGGCUGGACAAACAACGCGCUUAGCCUUGAGUGGUUGAAGCAUUUUAACGCGCAAACAAGAGCGCGUUAGGUAGGGGGAUACAGGCUACUUAUCUUGGACGGCCAUAAGAGCCACCUUAACUAGGAUUUUAAGGACUAUUGCCUGGAUAACAAGAUCCUUACUCUCUGUAUGCUAGCUCACUCGUCACACAUCCUCUAGCUGCUUGACGUGGUCUGUUUCUUGCUGUUAAAGCGCAAGUACUCCUAACGCGUCUAGGACUUAGCACGCUAACGCGUCUUCUACAUUAAUAAUAAAGGCUUCCUACUAGCCUUUAGAGACGCGUUUCUUAACGUGUUUACAAAGGCUAACUGUUAGAAGGCCUUUAAGGCAUUAGGGCUAGUCCCUACUAACGCGCAGGUAGUGUUAGAUUGCCUUAAGGUGCAACACUAUACCCCACUAGCACCCCCUCUACUAGAGACACUGUG
This is a messenger RNA of Didymella exigua CBS 183.55, 866 nucleotides long. RefSeq lists its product as uncharacterized. The record is from RefSeq and is a predicted model, not a curated record. Lineage: Eukaryota; Fungi; Ascomycota; Dothideomycetes; Pleosporales; Didymellaceae. The annotation marks the transcript as partial. The transcript has 2 exons.